Molecule: messenger RNA, 5171 nt
Organism: Musa acuminata subsp. malaccensis (wild Malaysian banana)
Lineage: Eukaryota; Viridiplantae; Streptophyta; Magnoliopsida; Zingiberales; Musaceae
Product: protein CHROMATIN REMODELING 20
Cellular component (GO): nucleus
Molecular function (GO): ATP binding; ATP-dependent chromatin remodeler activity; ATP hydrolysis activity
Source: RefSeq, a predicted model, not a curated record
UUCGGGGGCGAAGUGCCUUGUCUACCCUCGCAACUCAUCAGCUUUCGCCUCGGUUUCCCUUCCCGUCGUCUAAAGAAAAGAAAGGAAAAGCGCAAAGGAAACAAGCUAAGGGGAAGAAUUCUUCGGCGUCGCACCGGGGUCCUUCACCCUCCGCUUGCCUCCGAACCCUGGCUCGUCCCGUCUUCCGUUAUUUGAGUGCAAGACAUGUGGAAAUAAGCAUGAAUCAAUGGAAAGGGGUUUGAUGCUAUAGGCAGGGAAAUUCAAAAGAAAGAGUAAAGAUGGCUGAGCAUAUAAACAAAGAAAGAAAACCGAUGGAUGUGGAAGUGGUAGUGUUAGAAGAAGAAAAUGAGGUAGAGUGCAUAGACAACAAACACAAAGAAAAAGAUGACCAUGUACACCUGAAAGAGAAUGGAAAAGGAGACCUUCAUAUUGUGAAACAUAACAAAGAUGAGGGUGACAUUGGACCAAAGGAGUGCAGUGGAUCGGGGGUAGAAGUAAAGGUGGAGGAGAAAGUCAAUAAUGAUGAAGAUCUGGCAAGUGACUCUUUUGAAAUGCUUGUUGAUGAUUCGGAUAAUGAGCAAUCAUCAGCAUCUGAUUACGAUGACAAAGCAAAGAAUGAGGCACCUUUAACUGAUGCGGAAGUUGAAGAACUUGUUGCUGAGUUUCUUGAAAUUGAGAGCAAGGCAGCUGAGGCACAAGAAUCACUUGAACAAGAAUCACUUGCCCAAGUGGAACGUGAAGUAAGAUCUGAGCUUGCUGAGAGUCUCCAUGGGGAUGCGUUGGAAUUAGCUGUAUCAAAUGAAAUGAAAGUACUCGUAGAAGAAUGGGAGGAUGUUCUUGAUAAUUUAGAGACUCAGAGUGCUCUACUAUUGGAACAACUUGAUGGAGCAGGAAUUGAGCUCCCUAGUCUUUACAAAUGGAUAGAAAGUCAAGUUCCUGGUGGAUGUCGUACCGAAGCUUGGAAAACAAGGGCUCACUGGGUGGGUUCUGUGGCAACUAGUGAACUUAACCAAUCUGUUAAAGAUGCUGAACAGUACCUUCAAUCCUGUCACCCCGUAAGGAGGAAACAUGGUCGUCUGCUUGAGAGCGGCUCUAGUGGCUAUUUAGCCAAAAAUCUUUCUGUCAAAGAUGGUGACAAUCUCAUCGAAAAUUCUGAAAAAGAUUGGCAGAUAUUUGAUGAGAUUAUUCAUUCUGGUCGAUUCUCAGACAGUAACUCAUUUGGUAGCAAUAACUGGGCGGCCGUUUACAUGGCUAGUACUCCCCAACAAGCUGCAAAUUUGGGUCUCCAUUUGCCUGGAGUUAACGAGGUAGAGGAGAUUGGUGAAAUUGAAGAGAAUCCUUUCUAUGACGAGGCAACCCAAAAUGAGAAAGAGAUUGGAUUGUCUGAGGAACAAAAGAGAAACUAUAGAAAGGUGAGAGAGGAGGAUGAUGUGAAGAUUACAAAGAAACUGCAGUGUCGUUUGAAACAGAGGAGAAAGAGGAAAAGAAAAUAUCAGGAACUUGUUGAGAAUGACGUAUUGGAUGGUGUGGCACAAUUAAACGAGUCUCAGUUAAUUUUUAGAGACCCAAGCUCAUCUGGUGCUGAUGUUGAUCAUCCUGUUGCUGUUGCUGAAGACUUGAAGCCUGAAAUUCCUAACAAACCUAAGAAUGAAAUUCCAAUUCAAAAUGACACAAUCAAGAGGUCAUGUGAAAGCGAGGAUGUUGAACUUGACAAUAAAAGGCAUCGGACAGUCAUCAUAGAGAGUGACGAUGAAGUGCAAGUGAUUGAUGAUAAGUCACCAUCACAUGAUUUAAUCAGAGAUCAAUGUUUGACAGCUCAAGUUAGAGAAGUUGUUGAUGUUAUAGAUAGUGAUGUCCUUUCUUCACCUACUCCAGCUAAUAAUGACAGCCUUAUGGACAUUCCUGAGAAGUUUCAUUGUACUGCUUGUUCUGAAGUGCUGAAAGCUUCUGAAGUGCAAAGACAUCCAACUCUGGAAGUUAUUGUGUGUACAAAAUGUAAUCUUCUGAUAGAAGAGAAAAUGAGAAUAGAGGAUCCUGAUUUAGGUGUCUACUGCAGAUGGUGUGGUAAGUGUGAUGACCUAAUAAGGUGUAAAUCAUGUAAGAUGCUAUUCUGUGCUAUGUGUAUAGCAAGAAAUUUUGGUGAAACACGGUUUUUGGAUGUUGAAACAAAUGGUUGGGACUGCUGUUGCUGCUCACCAGUUCUGUUGCAUCAGUUUAUUUCAGAAUGUGAAAAAGCUCUUAAGGGGUUCAUGGUUUCUAGCUCAGAGAGUGAAUCAGAGCUUUCAGAUGGUCAAAUGGUUGUCAGACUUGGCCACAAAAAAAGACGAAAGAAGAGGAUUAGGAGAAUUAUAGAUGAUACAGAACUUGGUGAAGAAACCAGGAGAAAAAUUGCAAUGGAGAAGGCUAGGCAGGAGCAUCUUAAAUCAAUGCAAGCACAAUCUGUUGGUAAAUUUUGUAAUACCAGAAGUAAUGAAAGUGUAGGGGAAGUUUCAUUGGAUGAUGCAAUUGAAGGUUAUAUAGUCAAUAUUGCAAGGGAGAAGGAUGAGGAGCCUGUGAGAAUCCCACAGAGCAUUUCUGCAAAGUUGAAGCCCCACCAGAUCGCUGGGAUACGAUUUAUGUGGGAAAACAUUAUACAGUCUGUCAAAAAGGUCAAAUCUGGGGAUAUAGGUCUUGGAUGCAUUUUAGCUCACACAAUGGGCCUUGGGAAAACUUUUCAGGUUAUUGCAUUUUUGUACACUGCUAUGAGAAAAAUUGAUCUAGGUUUAAGAACAGCUCUUAUUGUUACACCUGUUAACGUGCUUCAUAACUGGCGACAAGAAUUUGUGAAGUGGCGACCAACGGAGUUAAAGUCUCUUCGUGUGUUCAUGUUGGAAGAUGUUGCAAGGGAAAGAAGAGCAGAUUUACUUUCAAAAUGGAGAGUCAAGGGUGGAAUUUUUCUAAUAGGGUAUGCUGCUUUCCGGAACUUGUCCCUUGGAAGGCAUGUGAAGGAUAGGAGUACAGCCAGUGAAAUUUGUCAUGCCUUACAUUAUGUGCCUGACAUUCUAGUCUGUGAUGAGGCCCACAUGAUUAAAAAUACAAGGGCUGAUAUAACACAAGCAUUAAAACAAGUAAAGACACAAAGAAGAAUUGCCUUGACAGGAUCACCUUUGCAGAACAAUUUGAUGGAAUAUUAUUGUAUGGUUGAUUUUGUAAGGGAAGGAUAUCUUGGGAGCAGUCAUGAAUUCCGUAAUCGGUUCCAGAAUCCAAUAGAAAAUGGUCAGCACACUAAUUCUACCAUUGAUGAUGUGAGAAUUAUGAAUCAAAGAUCACACAUUCUGUAUGAACAACUAAAAGGAUUUGUCCAGCGAAUGGACAUGAAUGUUGUGAAGAAGGAUCUCCCUCCUAAAACAGUUUUUGUUAUUACCGUUAAACUUUCUCCUUUGCAAAGAAAAUUGUAUAGAAAGUUCUUAGAUGUACACGGUUUUACGGGAGAUAAAAUUUCUUCUGAAAGAACAAUUAGACCACGGUGUUUCUUUGCUAACUAUCAAGCAUUGGCUCAGGUAUGGAACCAUCCUGGUCUUUUGCAAGUGGCUAAAGAACACAGGGAUUACUUACGGCAAGAAGAUGCUGUUGAGAACUUCUUGGUGGAAGAUGGCUCAAGUGAUGAUAAUAUGGAAAAUGACUUCUCAAAUGGAGAGAAACAAAAGGCAAAGGAUGAUAUAUUUUACAAGAGAAAUGAUGGAGUCUUUUACCAUCAGGAAACUGAUUGGUGGACAGAUCUUCUUGGUGAAAAGAUUUACCAAGAAGUUGAUUACAGUGGUAAAAUGGUUUUGCUACUUGAUAUCCUCACCAUGAGUUCUGAAGUAGGUGACAAGGUAUUAGUUUUCAGCCAAAGCUUGACAACACUAGAUUUAAUAGAGAUGUUUCUGUCAAAACUGCCACGCAAAGAAAGUGAAGGCAAGUUCUGGAAGCAAGGCAAGGAUUGGUAUAGGCUGGAUGGUAGUACACAGAGUUCUGAAAGGCAGAAGCUGGUAGAGAGAUUUAACGAACCCACAAAUAAGCGAGUGAAAUGCACCUUGAUAUCUACACGUGCUGGGUCACUGGGCAUUAACCUUUAUGCUGCUAAUCGUGUUAUUGUUGUUGAUGGUUCAUGGAAUCCAACCUAUGACCUGCAGGCAAUAUAUCGGGUUUGGAGGUAUGGGCAAACCAAACCUGUCUAUGCUUACCGCUUGAUGGCACAUGGAACCAUGGAAGAAAAGAUAUAUAAGCGGCAGGUUACUAAGGAAGGACUUGCAGCAAGGGUGGUGGACAGACAACAAAUACAUAGAACAAUGUCCAAGGAGGAGAUACUGCACCUCUUUGACUUUGGUGAUGAUGAAAAUGCAGACAUGCUUGAGCAGGACCAUAGAAAUCCAAUGACAUCUAGUCAUGAUGAAACCAAUGAGGUUGGCUGUUUGGGGAAUCACGAAUGCCUGCCUUUUAACACCGCUGACAAGCUCAUGGAAAACUUACUUAGAAGACAUUAUCCUCGCUGGAUUGCGAAUUACCACGAACACGAAACCCUUUUACAGGAGAAUGAGGCAGAGAGAUUAUCCAAAGAGGAACAAGACAUGGCCUGGCAAACUUAUCGGAGAUCGUUGGAGUGGGAGGAAGUUCACAGAACCACGCUUGAUGACGGUGAUCGAGUUGCUAACAGUAAUACGCCGCCGGAAAUCAUUGUUUCCCAACAAACCAAGGGCAGUUCAAGGAGCCGCCCUGUCAAGCAGAGGAAAUGCACCAACCUAGCCCACUUGCUAACUUUGAGAAGCCAGGGCAUCAAGCCCGGAUUCAGCACGGUCUGUGGAGAAUGCUCGCAAGAGAUCAGCUGGGAGAACCUCAAUCGAGACGGGAGAUCCAGAUGACAAACAUCAUUGACCGUUCAUACGUGUGUUUCUUUCUGACCUGUUGAUUUUGUAAAUUCAACACUGCAUAUAGAGGUGGAAUAUCGGAGGUCACGCUAAACAUUAUUAGAUGAACAUCAACCAUCUUUUCGAUGUUGUUGUGUAACUUGGUUCAUGUAUAGGACGAAGGGGUUUCGUGUCUUAGGUCAAUUGGCCGAGGUCUGAUGCCUCCUAUUCUCUAUUUUGAUUCUUCACGAUUAAAGACUUCCCAACUAUGGAUCCGAUCAGAUUAAAAAGGUCUCAACACUCCAU